GCGGGGGCAUUAGGGGGAGGGGGAACUAUCCAUAGAAUGUUUCCGAGAAACUUAUCCUGGACCCUGGUUUCUCCCACAUCUUUCCGGCCGGCAUCGGCUCUUUGGUGUCCGCGCGUGUGCGUGCAGUGAUUGACAGCCGGCAGGCCAAUCGCCUAGUCCUCUCUCGCUCGGGGCGUUGCCCAUCUGGGGCCCCGGCCCGUGAGCUCUGGCCUGCGUGGUUAUGCCCGCGGACCGGCUUCCUCUGUUCCAGAUUCUUCCUGAAGUUCUAACGUGUUGCAGUGAUACAGCCAAAAUGUGGAUGCUUAUCUAUUGAAUACCAAUACAGUGCCCUAUUACAACAGACCAUACCAGAGUCACCCUCCUGUAGAUUAUAGACCUGCAGUGAAGAUGUCUUCCAAUGGAAGAAUACAGAGCUCACCAACCCUGUACUGAGAAUAAGUCAACUGAUGCCCUAGAACUAAACAAAGCCCUGGAACAAUUAGUUUGGUCCCAGUUUACUCAUUGUUUUCAUGGAUUUAAGCCAGGGCUCUUAGCCCGGUUUGAACCUGAGGUAAAAGCAUUGUGGCUUUUCUUGUGGAGAUUCACCAUUUACUCCAAGAAUGCCACCGUGGGACAGUCAAUUAUGAAUAUCCAGUACAAGAAUGAUUUUUCUCAAACUCAGAAAUAUCAGCCACUAAGUAAAAAUCAAAAGUUAUGGUAUGCUAUUUGCACAGUUGGAGGAAGGUGGUUAGAAGAAAGAUGUUAUGAUUUAUUCCGUAACCAUCAUUUAGCAUCAUUCUAUAAAAUCAAACAGUGUACUAAUUUUAUUGUUGGACUUUUGAAAUUAAGUAGUUUGGUUAAUUUCCUGAUUUUCCUUCAAAAAGGAAAGUUUGCUACAUUGACAGAGCGCCUCUUAGGUAUUCGAUCUGUAUUUUCCAAACCCCAAAAUAUUCGAGAAGUUGGCUUUGAGUACAUGAACAGGGAACUUUUAUGGCAUGGUUUUGCAGAAUUUCUGAUCUUUCUCUUACCACUUAUUAAUAUCCAAAAGUUGAAAGCCAAAUUGUCAUCUUGGUGUAUUCCUGUUACAGGGUUCCCAACAAUGAUUGAUACGUUAGCCACACAAGGCAAAGAAUGGUCCCUUUGUGGAGAGUGGCCCACUAUGCCUCAUACCAUAGGUUGUGUCCAUGUAUUUUGUUAUUAUUGUAUUAAAAGCAGCUACUUGUUUGACAUGUACUUCACUUGUCCUAAGUGUGGCACAGAGGUGCAGAGUCUGCAGCCACUGAAGUCAGGGAUUGAAAUGUCAGAAUUGAAUGCUCCUUAGAAACAGAAUCCACCUUCUAUAAGCAAAAUAGGUAAUAUUUAAGAAUGUAUGUCAGAAUCAUAUUUCAAAUCUUUCUAAAGACAUGAUUAAGGACACUAAUCCCUGGAAGUUAUAUUAUAUCAAAUUUAUUAUGUAAAUUCCACUACAUCUUCAAAAUAAAAGUAUCAUCAGUUUGAAAGUAACCAAUUUUUAGAAUUUUUUAAAUCUAUUAGAACUAAGGAUUUAUUUUUGGCUGAUGUUCAAAGUUUUAAUGGUUACUUGCUUACUUUUCUGAAUAACAACUAGUAAGAAUGUUCUUUCCUGAAAAGAAGUUGAGCUAUAAAAUGUUGUUUUGCUUAUUUUACCUUAAUAGCAUGUGGAUGACUUUAUCAUAUCUUUGGGUCACAAGGUCAUAUGUAGAAAUAGAUAGAACUUUUCAGAUCACAGGAUUAUAGAUGGAAUGGCCUUGAGAAGCCAUCUAGACCAGUCCUUUCAAGAUGACUAAGUAACCCCAGGAAAAUUAAGUGACUUUCCUAUGGACACAUAGCCAUAUGAGAAGAGGCAUUUGAACUAGGUCUUAUGACUCCAAAACUAGUGCUCUUUCACUGUAUCACACUGCCUCAUAGAUCAUCUCAUCUGACCUCCUCAUUUGUAACAGAUAAAGAAACUAAAGGCCCAGAGAGGAACACUGGCUUAUCCCAGAUUAUUAAAGUAAAUAAAUAAUUUGUAAUAAGUAAUACCUAGGAUUUGAACCCAGAUACUCUAAUUCCAGAUCCAGUGCCCUUUCUUCUUCACCACUGGUUGCCAUAGUUUACUCUUGCUAAAUAUUUUGGGUUAUUUACAUUAUUUUUAAAAUCAUGGCACAUUAUAGGCAAUUUCCCAUAAUAUGUAAAAAUCACUUAACUUGGGAGUAAGAAGAGACUAUUUGUAUCAAAUCUAGUUGUGACCACAAAUGACUUAGAGCCUAAAUUUGCUCAUCUGUCAAUUGGAGUGAUCCCUAUAGUACUUACAUUAUAGGAUUAUUACAAGGCUUGUGUGAUAAUGCAUAUACAGUUAGUGCUUCCCUAACAUUAAAGUUCUCUAUAAAGUUUGAUGCCUUUACUAUUAUUCCUCACAACCAGGCUUAAGCCACAUUUGAAAUUGCUUGUCAUCCGUUUCAUACCUUUUUUUAUUAUUAUUCAAACUCGCUUGCUGAUGUUUUAGGAGGUAAAAAUAGUUUGAAAAUGAAGGUUAAUUACAUCUCUAUACUGGUGAUCUCCAAAAUUUUUGAUCAUGUAUCUCUCUCAGGAGAUUAGUUUUGAAUGUGCCCUUAAUACGUGUAUAUUUGUUUAUAAAAUCAUAUGUAAGCUUAUACAAAAAUAGACAUUUUAGAAGUUAUACAAAACCAAAAAAUGAAAAAAUUUGAUUUGUGAACAGUAAAAACAGUCCUCUUUUUUCCUAAUUACUAAAGAUGAUUGUUAAUGAUAUUUUCAUGAAAAAUAUGAUGGAAUAUGCCUCAUUAUUUUGUGAUUACUUUGUGAUAAUGAUUCAGAAGUCUUGGCCUUAAUUUCAGUUUAUUUCAUUUCUUGGUUUAAUGGCUGUCAUAGCGAGAAAGAUACUUCACAAAGGUAUAUAGAUCCAUAUGGAAGAAGUACAUCAUUGGCUUACAAAAUCCCAAUGCUCAUACGUCAAUACCAUACAUUAGUAAUGUAAAGGUUUUAUUAAAAUUCAGCUAAUAAUCUUC
Dromiciops gliroides (monito del monte) is the source of this 3002-nucleotide messenger RNA. It is a transcript of the gene PEX2, whose product is annotated as peroxisomal biogenesis factor 2. Gene Ontology annotation, biological process: protein import into peroxisome matrix. Gene Ontology annotation, molecular function: zinc ion binding. The record is from RefSeq and is a predicted model, not a curated record. NCBI's taxonomy places the organism in Eukaryota, Metazoa, Chordata, Mammalia, Microbiotheria, Microbiotheriidae. Gene Ontology annotation, cellular component: peroxisomal membrane.